Messenger RNA from Rotaria socialis, 786 nucleotides. The record is from the annotation of a GenBank genome assembly. NCBI's taxonomy places the organism in Eukaryota, Metazoa, Rotifera, Eurotatoria, Philodinida, Philodinidae.
AUGUCUUCGCGUACCAGUGAUUCUUCGGUAGCAUCAACAUUCACAAUGAAAAAGUCAUCAUUACAACCUGAUGAUUUAAGAGAUCGUACGGAAGAAUUAAAGCAAUCUUUAGCAAUAUGGCGAAAUAUCUUACUACCUUUAAACAAAUUACUUGAAUGGGAAAAUAAAUAUGAUCCAUUCAUUAUUUUUGGUAUUAUUACUUUUAUUUUCAUUUUUAUACUUCAAGCAAAUCCACCUGUAUUAACGCUUGUUAGUUGUGUUAUUCUGGCCUUUGUUCUUAUUGAUUUGCUUGUACCAAUCGGAAUUCGAAUGCUUUUUAAAAAUGAACAUUGGACAUCAGUUAAAGAUGCUAAAUAUACUCGAUUAUGCGAACGAAUCGCUAAUUUCGAACAACAUAUUAAACAAUUAUGUGAAUCAGCUUUAAAAAUGCGUAAAGAACGACCACUUAUGUAUUUAAUGUUGGGUGCAAUUUUGCUUUCGUUUAUUGCAUUUUGCGGUCAACGUGUUGAUAAUCUUCUUCUUAGUUACUUAACAACUCUUUUAAUCUGUCUCAUACCCGGUAUUCGUAAUCGUCAAUUGAUUCCAUUCAUUCGUCAGCAGAUUGUCGAUUUUUGGAAUAAUAAGAAGUCAACAGCAUCGUCAAUACAAAACGUAUCUAUUUUAAAUGUAACUCCAACCAUUUCAUCAGUUAAAGCAUCAACAGUUGUUCGUUCAUCGUCAAAUCAACCAACAUAUACACUUUAUUCAACGACAUCGCAUGGAAAUAACAAAACAAAAGCUCAAUAA